Molecule: messenger RNA, 336 nt
Organism: Microthlaspi erraticum
Lineage: Eukaryota; Viridiplantae; Streptophyta; Magnoliopsida; Brassicales; Brassicaceae
Source: the annotation of a GenBank genome assembly
AUGCGAACUCGAUCGAGUCGAAAAACUGAGGACUUGAUCGAGCUAGACUUCAACACGGGCAGAAAGCAAAGUCAGAGAACUCAGAGGGUACAAGCUGAACCAGAGGUGGUUGUUACUGAAACCAUGGAUGUACCAGAGGGUAAUGGAAACUCUUAUGGUAAUGGACUCGGUCGAGCUAGGCAAACUCGACCGAUUGGUCUAGGAGAUGCUCCAAACCACCAUCAACAAAGACAAGAGAUUGUCCCACCACCUGUGCAGAACCACAACUUUGAGAUCAAGCUGGGAAUGAUCAACCUUGUGCAGAACAUGCAAGAUGUUCCAUGGAUUGCCAGGUGA